GCUCAACACUACCAUUAAUCCCAUAACUAAUUUUUUUACGCGGCGGAUAGUUUGAAGAAUCGGAAAGAGACGCCCACAUCAGUCUCUUCUUCCCAAAUCCCAACCCUGGAGCCCUUUUCCCCCGACCACCUCCAUUUGCUGCCGGCGAGUACCCCGUUUCUACUCCCAGCAGAAGAAUGCCCCCGAUCAGAAGCUUCACUCUUACACCUUCCCGCCUGAAAGACAUCCUCCUCCUCUUCUCCCUCCUCGCCGUAGUCUACCUCACCUUUCGCAACCCUCUGCCACGACCACCGCCGUCAGAUCGCGGCGAUCUCCCCACGUCUUCUACCCCCACCACCCGCAGCCACAUCCUCUUCUCCAUAGCCUCAUCCUACGGUGCAUUCCUCCGCCGCAAACCUUACAUCAGCCUCUGGUACGACCCCAACUCCACCCGUGCUUUCGCCUUCCUAGACGCCGCCCCGGCCGAUCUCCCCUCCCAUCUCCCUCCGGUAAUAAUCUCAGAGGACACAUCUCGCUUCCCUUACACAUUCAAGGGCGGUCUGCGAUCUGCAAUCAGAGUUGCGCGGGUUGUGAAGGAAGCCGUCGAGCUCAAUCAAACCGGCGUGCGGUGGUUCGUCUUCGGCGACGACGAUACGGUUUUCUUCGUCGAUAAUUUGAUUAAGACGCUGUCUAAGUACGAUCACACGCGGUGGUUCUACAUCGGGAGCAAUUCCGAGAGCUACGAGCAGAACAUGAAGCAUUCAUUCGAUAUGGGCUUCGGCGGUGGGGGUUUUGCAAUCAGUUCCCCCUUGGCUAGGGUUUUAUCUAGGGUUUUAGAUUCUUGCUUGGUGCGUUACUCCCAUUUGUACGGAAGCGAUGCCAGGAUCUUCUCUUGCUUGGCCGAGUUAGGUGUUGGGCUGACUCACGAGCCUGGCUUCCACCAGGUUGACUUGCGGGGGAAUUUAUUCGGGUUGCUUUCAGCUCAUCCAUUGUCGCCAUUGAUAUCUCUUCAUCAUCUGGAAGCUUCAACCCCUGUUUUCCCCACUAUGAACCAAACUCAAGCUAUGGAACAUCUUUUCCAGGCUGUGCAUGCCGACCCUACUAGGAUUUUGCAGCAAGUAGUUUGUUAUGACCACACAAAUUCCUUCACUGUUUCAAUCGCGUGGGGCUAUUCGAUUCAGGUGUUUGAAGGAAAUGAGCUUCUUCCUGAUCUUCUCUCGCUGCAGCAGACCUUUUCGCCGUGGAGAAGACAUCGAAACCCACUUGCUGGCUAUUACAUGUUCACCAUGAGACCCUAUCCUAAAGAUCCAUGCAAAAGGCCUGCUGUCUUCUUUAUGAAAAAUGUUAAGUCUGGUGAAGACGGGAUUUGGAGCAGUUACACUAGGCACAAUGUUGAGGAUUGCUCUAGGGCUUCUAGGGCCAUAAAUAAUCUUGAGUACAUCAAGGUAUCAUCGGAUAAAUUGAAGCUUGAUGCUGAACAGAUUUGGGCUCCACGUCGGCAGUGUUGUGAUGUUUCCUCCUCAUCUGAGAAAUCCAUGGUUAUUAGAAUCAGGCAGUGCGGAAACAAUGAACUGAUUGCCAUGCAUCUAUAGUGAUUCUGGAAUAUGUAUACAUGUUUUAUACUGAAAGUACUUUGGAGCUUGAAUCAGUAGCAGGAAAGAGAAAAUUGCAAGAAUUCUGUUGCUCGGUUCCACCUGACUAUUGAAGAAUUUGAGAGUGGCCUUGAUGCGUCAAGACAGGCUUCUGCUGAUAUCUGCUGACUAGUUUACUAGGGUCGAGCACUUAAGUAGAGACCCCCUUGCUUUGAUGUGAAUAGCAUACUUUGACGGAAUCUGUUUUAUGAUCUGAGUUUGUAGAUAGAGAUUGAAAGGAAUGCCAAAUCAUGUUGACCAAGGCCAAGCUGGACAGAUGAUAUGAAUGACUCGCCCGUGGUUUUGAUUUCUGGAGUAAGUGCUGAUUCUGUUUCCAGAUUCUUCAAAGUCGAGGGGUUUUCACGUCCAGAGAGCAGAAUCUUUAAAAGGUUAGGAAAGUGAAAGGUGUUUGUUUUCUUCGUAAGGCAUUGUAGAUCAGUUGUCAUUAAAAGGGAUUGGAUCGUUAACUUUGCUUUCAAUAUCUGUAACCAAAUUUUUAUGAACCGAAGCAAUACUAUAGCCCUCCUUUUUUGGGAGUUCGGGCUACUGACAGAUGGUUCUCAUUUUUAAGUAUUGUGAGGAGUAAACAUGCAGUAACUACUAACUAGGUUAACUCAAACCAGGCUGAUGAACCCCUUUGCUUUAGAUCUGUUAAAAAUAAAAAUUUUCGUAACAUGUUCCAUUUGAACUGCAAAACAAGCUGCAAUUCUGACAUCACCCUACACAUAAUGAAUAAAAAUUAGACCUAAUUCAUGUUCAUAUGAUGCAUUUGUUUUUUAUUGAGUUGUACGCUGCAGAAACUGCUAUUUUCCUUUUCAACUUAUCUACGCUAUACCAUUCUGUUGACUUUUCUAUUGAAGAAAUGGCAACAUAAACCAUUCUGUUGACUUUUCUGGGUUUCUUUUGCCCUUCAUACGCCGUCCCUAAUAAUACAGUAAAGUGUAAGGAAAGAGUGGUUUUUGGCAGUUCUAAGUUCAUUGAAAGAAACCUACUUUUCUUGGACUUGGAGGUUGCCCACAUCUCACACGACUGAAAAUGUGAUUGGGAGAUUGUUGAAAAUUUAAUCAACCCAUUGGACCUUAAUUCCCACAUGAAUCUAAAAUGGGGUGGCUUUGAUUGCAAAAGCAGCAGACUUUGCUUCCUCUUUAGAUUGGGGGAUGAAACAUCUGACUUUUCUUCCCUUUUGUAAGGUCUAACUCCACGCACUUCCUUCAUGCUUAGAAAACAUUCCAGCUCGCUUCUUUUUCCACCUUCAGUUUCGCCUGUGAUAUAUGAGCCUGAUUGAACCUAUAAAUCCAAGAUCAAAUUCAAAGUCAAAACCUUCCCUCCUGACAGAGACUGCAGAGAACUUUCACACUUGGAAACAAUGCAGCUUCUUCAUUCAACUUCUAAACCAAACUCUUCUUCUACACGGUUCAUCAGCUUCAUCAUCUUCUCAUCAUCCAUCCUCACCGUCUACCUUCUGGUCUCGCUCUUCCUCGUUGGUUCCUCCAAGCUCACGAGCGUAACUUCCUGGGAAAGUUCAGCUUCACAACACUCACCGACCACUCUCGACCACAUUGUGUUUGGGAUUGCUUCCAACAAGAAAUCAUGGCAGAAGCGGAAGGAGUACGUCAAGCUCUGGUGGAAGCAGCCACAUCCGCAGCAGCAGAUAGCGAUGAGGGGCUGCGUGUUCCUCGAGGAGCCGCCUGAUGACUUCAAUGUCACCUCUGGCAAUGACAAUGCCACCCUCCCUCCAAUCUGCAUCUCUCAGGAUACCUCCAGGUUCCGUUACACCUUCAAAAAUGGUCUGCGGUCGGCGAUUCGGGUGGCACGUGUGGUUUCCGAGACGGUGGCACUGAAUCAUUCCGACGUCAGGUGGUUCGUGUUUGGUGAUGACGACACAGUUUUCUUCCCCGAGAACUUGGUGAAGACGUUAUCGAAGUAUGAUCACGGGCUUUGGUACUACAUAGGGUCGAACUCGGAGAUCUACGAGCAGAAUAGGCUGUUUGGGUUUGACAUGGCUUAUGGUGGAGCAGGAUUUGCUAUUAGCUAUCCGCUGGCUAAAGUUCUCGCCAAGGUUUUUGAUUCUUGUAUCGAAAGGUACCCUCAUCUUUAUGGAAGUGAUUCCAGGAUCUCUUCUUGCUUGGCUGAGCUUGGCGUGACGUUAACUCGAGAGCCUGGUUUCCAUCAGCUGGAUUUCCAUGGCAAUAUGUUCGGUAUACUGACAUCACAUCCAACGACACCAUUAGUAUCCCUCCAUCACAUGGACCACAUCGACGCAAUCUUCCCCAAAAUGACAACCCGAGACUCUGUUAAGCAUUUACUAGAAGCAGCAAGGAUUGAUUCCCAGAGGGUUCUGCAGAAGACUGUGUGCUAUGAUCGCUGGUUCUCGUGGACCAUUUCUGUUUCAUGGGGCUACGCAGUUGAGGUCUACGGCAAUCACAUGCUUCUCCCCGAUGUUCUUCCCGUCCAAACCACUUUCAGGCAAUGGAGCAAAGGUGACGUUCUAGCUGCAACGUACGUUUUCAACACCAGACGGCCUCACCCGGAUCCAUGCAGAAGAGCCACAGUUUUCUUUCUUGAUCGUGCUUCUUCUGAGGUGACUAAUAAUCAACAGUUGGUGACCAGCCAUUACAAGAAGCUGUUUGUAAACUGCUCGCAAGAUAUGGGUUCACCUAGAAGACUUGAAGAGAUUAAGGUGGUCUCACAUAAGCUUGACCUCAGCGACAAACAGCUGCGGGCUCCAAGGCGGCAGUGCUGUGAAGUUUUGCCUUCUUCUGGGAAUAAAGUGAUGGACAUUGCGAUUAGGGAAUGCAAAGAUGACGAACUGAUUCACAUGAAAUAGGUAAACUUGAUUUGUUGUUUAUGGAGGCAUACAUUCUUGGUUGCCAUUGCAAGAUUCACACUGAUCUCGAAUGAAGCUUAAGAGAUAAAAACCCAGGCAAGGGUUGGGGAUCUAGUAGCUGUUAUGCAGAGGCAGUGGGAAGUAAAGUAAAAGCAUGCCCCAACUCUUGUGGAGUAAUUCAAGAGGGAAUACAGAGGCUUAUUUGACCUUUUCUUUCUGGAAAAGAAUCCACUUUUGAUUAUUUGUGCAUAUUUUGUAAGAAUGAUGAAGUAGAAACCACAGAAAAAUGUAUCCUUACACGGACACAGAAUAUGGAGGAUAAAUUUUCAUCCAAUGAAUAAAGUAAAGAAAGCAAUGAACUUUCUUGUCAUGUAUUUGGUUUUUAUGUCUUCCUUAUUUGCUGAGUCUUUUUGUUGAUCCGAUCUUAGAUUUAGUAGCUGGCUGUGGGUAGGGCAGGGUGUCCAACGGUCCGCACCUGUCCAGACCUGUUUUGAACCGGAUCGAAUAUCACAUUAAGAAGAGGUUGAAC
This is a messenger RNA of Linum tenue, 4966 nucleotides long. Lineage: Eukaryota; Viridiplantae; Streptophyta; Magnoliopsida; Malpighiales; Linaceae. The record is from the annotation of a GenBank genome assembly.